Messenger RNA from Urocitellus parryii (Arctic ground squirrel), 3804 nucleotides. It is a transcript of the gene Mapda, whose product is annotated as N6-Methyl-AMP deaminase. Lineage: Eukaryota; Metazoa; Chordata; Mammalia; Rodentia; Sciuridae. Gene Ontology annotation, biological process: inosine biosynthetic process; adenosine catabolic process. Gene Ontology annotation, molecular function: adenosine deaminase activity. The record is from RefSeq and is a predicted model, not a curated record.
AUGACCUUUCUUUAAUUAUCCGAAUUACGUUUCCUCAAGAAGACUCCCUGCUACCUCAGUGACAGCGUGUGUAGGGAAGAGCGGGUUGUCACCUUUCUCCCACUCUUUCAGUCUGAGGGGAAACUACCUGGGCCCUAAUAGUUGAGACAUCUCUCAGAGAGUUGGUGGCAGUUUAGUGUAAGCUGGAUGGGUCUGGUGGAACACUUGAGUUUAGAAUUGCCUCUGAAGAGAUUGUGAAAAAGGACUCACCUAAGGCUUCUGGUUCUUUGGAGCUUCAUCUCUAAAAUGAGGGGUGUGAAAUUGAGCCCAGAGCUACAUAUCGAGUCAAUAUUAUAAAAAUGCAUGGAAGUAAAGCAUUCUGAAGAAAAUCUAGGACCACAGAAUUUAUUUGCUGAAAUACAAUGUAUUAUUCAAAUCAAGAAUAAGAGUGGAGAAGAAUUAUUCAUUUUCCCUGCUAAAAUCAUGGAGGUAGAAGAACAACAGCAGCCAUGGAAGACCAGCUUUUACACAGAAUUGCCAAAAGUGGAACUUCAUGCCCACUUAAAUGGAUCCAUUAGUUCUAAUACUAUGAGGAAAUUAAUAGCCAAGAAGCCAAAUCUUAAAAUUCAUGAUCAUAUGACUAUGAUUGACAAGGGAAAGAAAAGAACUCUAGAAGAGUGUUUCAAGAUGUUUCAAAUUAUUCAUCAACUUACUACUAGCCCUGAAGAUAUUCUAAUGGUCACAAAAGAUGUCAUUAAAGAAUUUGCAGAUGAUGGUGUCAAGUACCUGGAACUGAGGAGCACACCUAGAAGAGAAAAUGAUACUGGAAUGACCAAAAAGACUUAUGUGGAAUCCAUACUUGAGGGUAUAAAACAGUCUAAACAAGAAAAUUUAGACAUUGAUGUUAGAUAUUUGAUGGCAAUUGACAGAAGAGGCGGCCCUUCAGUAGCCAAGGAGACUGUUAAACUUGCUGAAGAGUUCUUCCUUUCCACUGAAGAUACAGUUCUUGGCCUUGACCUCAGUGGAGACCCUACUAUAGGACAAGCCAAAGAUUUCUUGGAACCUCUUUUAGAAGCUAAAAAAGCAGGUCUGAAGUUGGCAUUGCAUCUUUCAGAGAUUCCAAACCAAAAUAAAGAAACACAAAUGCUCCUUGAUCUACUUCCUGACAGAAUUGGACAUGGAACAUUUCUCAACUCCUCUGAGGAAGGAUCCCUCAAUCUGGUAGAUUUUGUGAGGCAACACCAAAUCCCACUAGAACUCUGUUUGACCUCAAACAUCAAAAGUCAGACAGUUCCAUCUUAUGACCAGCAUCACUUUGGAUUUUGGUACAGCAUUGCUCAUCCUUCUGUGAUCUGUACUGAUGAUAAGGGUGUUUUUGCGACAUACCUUUCUCAAGAGUACCAACUGGCUGCUGAAACAUUUAAUUUAACCAAGUCUCAGGUAUGGGAUCUGUCUUAUGAAUCCAUCAGCUACAUCUUUGCUUCUGACAGCACUAGAUCUGAAUUGAGAAAGAAGUGGAAAAAUCUGAAGCCCAAAGUGUUACACUUUUGAGCUAUAAUAAGAUGAACUAGUUUUGUUUUGUUUUUUUGAUGUUCUGGGGAUCAAACCCAGGGCUUCAAACAUACCAGGCAAUCCUCUGAGCCACAUCCCCAGCCCAAGGUGAAUGAACUACUAUUGUAUAUGUUGCAAACGAGAUCUUUCUUUUAUGUCCCAUUCAGUAAAUUGUCUCCCACUUCCUUCAAAGCAUAGCAAAUUCAUGGGCUCUAUCACCAGGACCUUACAUAUGGCAGAUGACCAGUAAAUAGGUCUUAAACUGACUAGUAGUGACAUGGCUCCCUGGCUGCCAAGCCAUGCAGCCAGUCAUUGGUCCCUGCCAAGAAGCAACAGGGGAGGAGUGGCGUGGUAGAGCAGCAGCCCAGGUCAGAUGGAGUGCAGGCAGCAAGUGUGGGCCAUGGCUGCACAGAGACUAUCAUGCCAGCGUGGGCCUGAAGUGCAGAGGGCCUGAACCAGGGUGGACCAAUGCCAUAGGCAAGCCAAGACACACCCACCUGUCAUCCCACCACAGCUCGCCCCAAAUAGGGCACACACCUGCUCUGCUGGGCACCAUCGGGCUUCCUAGGGACCUCUGCCCCUACUGAACAUGUGCAAUUCACUGACCUCAUCCUCCUGCUUUCCAAGAAGCGGGGAGAAAAUGGAAGCACGGCAAACCUGAAUGGAAUUCUAGACUAACCAAUGGUGUUAGUACUUUUCCAAAUAGGAUUUAAAAUUAGCAUAAUUUUGGACCAGUGGCAUUAGUACUUUUGCAAACCCUGAUUUGCUUAAGUUUGGACCAAUAACACUGAACCAAGUGCUAUAUAAACCCCUAGACAAGCACACUCAGAUGGAGAAAACCUGCUAUCCGGUGUCCUCUUGCACUGCAAGAGUUCUGUUCCUGUUUCUAUUCUUCAGUAAACCCUGCCCUUACACUUGUUCAUCCUGGUCUGUGGAUUUCAUUCUUCAAAUUCAUGAGACAAGAAUCCAGAAACAAGAAGAAAUUGGUGGUGAGCUCCUGGGGGUCUGCUGCAAGACUGGAAGGCAUGGCCCAUCAUUACUAGCUGCAACAUUUUUUGGCUACAGAGGCCUGCAUCCUUACAUAGACCCCCACCCACCAGCAGAAGCAGAGGAACUCCAACUGCUGGAACACCAGCAGAAGCAGGGAAUCAAGUGUCAUCUCAAAACUCUGCUUUCAGCUGGCCUUGAGGUCUUACAUAGCUUACCUCCAUGCCAAUUUUUCAUUAGGAAAAGUUUUGGAAUUACUAGUGUAAGGUAAGGAGAAAGGGGAAACACAUGAUCGCCAAUACCUUUAAAGUUUCAAGCUUUUGACAGUAGCUCUGUAUUAUGUUGUGCUUACUUUAAUUAGACUCCCCUCAUUUACUUUAACUCUUUUAAGUAUUAUCCCCCAAGACUGUUAAUGCCAGGUCACACCAGACACCAUAGAGUUGUGUGAAUGCCUAAUAGUCAAGGUUCAUUUACUUUGGAUAUCUUAGUUACAAAGCUAGCUGUUAAAAUCUGGCUUUGCCCUUCUCAUGACUGUCCUUGUCAAUACUUGAGAGGGAUUAAAGUCUUUGCUCCAAUUUAGGAGACAGUAGCUGACUGAGGAGUAAGAAGGAAACUGCUGCAGUUUCUAUUUUCAGGUGUUUCUGUCACUUGAGCUUUUCCUUUGUGGAAGCUGCCAGGAUUUCCACCCCAGUACUUAACAUUUUCCUCAGUUCAAAAAUUAUUUUUAGUAGUGAUAAUGUUGGGGUUACUAGAAUUCUUUAGGUUUCCUAUGACCCCUCCCCUACACAAUGGACCACACACAGACUUACAUAAACUCACAUAUCAUGGCUCCUUUAGCUGAAGACAAGGAACAACUAAGAUUAGUUCUGAAUGGUAAGAUAAUUUAUUAGAUACCAAAAUAUGCUUGAAUUGCUUUUCUUGUUAGAAUGUAUAUUUUCCCUGGUAUGAGAAAAGAAAGGAUGAUGACAUCCCUAAUUUCAAUUACUAAAGGUUUCUAAUAAGCUUUGUUUGUCUUUCUUUUAGGGAACAGGGUAGAGGGAAGCUCUUAGGUUUUUGAAGUUCUUAGAUUGUUUGUAACCUUAUAUAGCUUUAUAUUAUUCUUUACCCCCACCCACUCAGAUAUUGCAUAGUUAAAAAAUAUUAUUUAUCCUCAAAAUGUGCAUGUUUUACAGCCUCUAAAAUGUUGUAGAACAAAAUUUAAUGAUAUGAAAAUAUACAUCAUAUUUUCAUUGAAAAUGGUAUAAACAAUUUUGUUUUAUAUAUAUAUAUACACACACACACAUAUAU